AUGAUACUUAAAAAUAGAAAACGAGAAAUAGUUUUCAAUGAUUUGAAUAAACUUUUCAUUGUACUUGAUGGUUUUAAAUAUGGAGCAGAUUUUGUACUAUAUAAAAAUAAUGUUCAUGAAGAACAUGGAUUUGCUCUAGUUUUUAUAAAGGAGGAAAAUACUUGCUUAAAUGAGAAAGAAAAAAAUAUAAUUGUUAGAAUAUGUGAAAGUGUUAAAAAAAAGGCAAUUAUUGCUUAUAUUAAUGAAGACAACGAAACUAUAAGAUACGAAGAAGUUGUUAGAAAGAGAAAAUGA
This is a messenger RNA of Plasmodium adleri (nom. inval.), 294 nucleotides long. RefSeq names its product tRNA intron endonuclease, putative. NCBI's taxonomy places the organism in Eukaryota, Apicomplexa, Aconoidasida, Haemosporida, Plasmodiidae. Gene Ontology annotation, biological process: tRNA splicing, via endonucleolytic cleavage and ligation. Gene Ontology annotation, molecular function: tRNA-intron lyase activity; nucleic acid binding. Bases 1 to 294 code for a protein of 97 amino acids. The transcript has 3 exons. The record is from RefSeq and is a predicted model, not a curated record.